GCAAAAUUUUGGAAAACUGUCCAGACACAUCUUUCAGGUGCUAAAGAAGCAUCUCCAACAUGGGAAAGAACUAUGUGUGGAUGCUUGUCCAGGAGCCAAACCCUAACCAGCCUGACAGCCUUAGGUGGAUUCUGAAGAUGGUCCCAACACUAACCCACAACAGUCCUAAACCCAAACCCUCACCCUGCUCCUCACCCUGCUCUUCAUCUGGCUCCUCAUCUGGCUCGUCAUCUGGCUCCUCACCCAGCUCCUCACCCAGCUCCUCACCCUGCUCCUCACACGGCGCCAGCCGUUUCAAUGCAGACUGCCCCAGACCUACAAAAAGAAAAAACACCCUGCCAUCUGAGACAUCAGGUUCCGUGCCAAAGCAGAACUGUGUGAGGACGUCUGUCCAGGAGCCAAACCCCAACUGGCUUGACAGCCUGAGGCAGAUUCUGAGGAUGGUCCCAACACCAACCCACAUCAGCAGCCCUAAACGCAAACCCUCACCCUGCUCCUCACCCAGCUCCUCACCCAGCUCCUCACCCUGCUCCUCAUCUUGCUCCUCACCCUGCUCCUCAACUGGCUCCUCAUCUGGCUCCUUAUCCAGCUCCUCAUCAGUCUAUGCCACCAACAAUGGGGAUUGCCAUCAUAUCAUUGCUGUCCAAACCUGA
Paralichthys olivaceus (Japanese flounder) is the source of this 653-nucleotide messenger RNA. NCBI's taxonomy places the organism in Eukaryota, Metazoa, Chordata, Actinopteri, Pleuronectiformes, Paralichthyidae. The record is from RefSeq and is a predicted model, not a curated record.